Thelazia callipaeda (thelaziosis nematode) is the source of this 939-nucleotide messenger RNA. Lineage: Eukaryota; Metazoa; Nematoda; Chromadorea; Rhabditida; Thelaziidae. The record is from the annotation of a GenBank genome assembly.
AUGUACGAAAAUUAUAAUUACAAUGUCACGAUUUUUAUAAGCAAUGCAAUUCAUGCAAGUAGCAAUCCGUUUGCUCAGGGCAAUUUGGAAGUCAUUUUCAAUGCAACCGUGGCAAAAUCAGGUGAAGAUCAUCCACUCAAAGCUAAUAUACCUAGUUUAUGGUGUCAGGCACGAUCUAAAGAAUCCCAACGAUUGCUUUCUAUUAAAGAAGCUCAUUUUAUCCGAGCUGAUAACAAAGAAAUUUUCCCUGCACUUAUCAGCAAUCAAUCAAGAGCAAUUCUAGAGUUCGGUACUGCUACAAUAUCAAGUGCUGGCAAGUAUCGAUGUGAAAUGACUACCGAAGAUGAUGAAUUAGUUUGGGGAUGGUUAUUUGUUAACAUGCGUCCGGUGUUUCACGUUAACCAUUCUAAAGUAUUAGAAACUGUUGGCGACGAUCAUUUUCGGGUCAGAGCACCCACUUUAAGAGCAAUUGAGGGUGAAACUGUAACACUUGACUGUCCAGUGCGUGGUUUUCCAAAACCGACCGUUGAGUGGCUCAAAAAUGAUGUACCUGUUGCGUCGACGGAGCAAGUGACUUUCUUGGAAACAGAUUUACAAAUCUCAAAAGUCGAAUUUGAUGAUGAAGGAGUUUACUCUUGUAUUGCACGAAAUUCAUUUCCUGUCGAAAUUGAUGGUGAAAGUAUUCCAUGGGAAUCUCGAUUAGACCGGGAACUUAAAGUUAAAGGUUCGUACAGGUGGAUCUAUCCUCUUAUAACUAUUCUAGUAAUGUUCUUGCUGCUCUUCUUAAUUAUCUACACAUGUUCGGCAUUUAAUCGUCACAGAACUUAUGAUGUUGAGAAGCGUGAAAAACGAAAGAAGCGGCAAACUAGUCUAGAAAAUAACGAAAAUGUGUUUCAAAGUCAGCCAAUUCUGGGUUAUGAUAAAAACGAACUAGAAUAA